Klebsormidium nitens is the source of this 2355-nucleotide messenger RNA. NCBI's taxonomy places the organism in Eukaryota, Viridiplantae, Streptophyta, Klebsormidiophyceae, Klebsormidiales, Klebsormidiaceae. The record is from the annotation of a GenBank genome assembly.
AUGGACACGAAUCAGCGGCCCAUCAUAGAAGCGGACACCGAGAAGCACAUAAGGGUCACCGCUUGCCCUGGAGCUGGGAAGAGCAGGACUCUGGUGCAGAGAGUCAUACAUCUCGUGACGUGCAAGGACGUACGUCCGUCCAAGAUAAGGGUGGUCACCUUCUCCAGGCAAGCCAGCGCAGAUGUGUCUGCUAGGCUGCCCGAUGGGGUGAAGUCAUCGACCAUUCACUCAUUCUGUCUUGAGCUAGCGGAGGCUUUCGACCCGAUCCUCAGACGGGCUCGCUUCACCCUCCCUAAUGCGUGCCCCUGGUCUGCGGACGGAGAGAAGCUAGAGGCUGCUUUCGUGGCCAGCGAGAAGGAGACGUACUUCUGCAACGCAGAAUCGGAGGUCUUCCUCCCGGACGAGCACAUCUACAGGCUGCUCAGGGCCUUCCGGACUGUGGUAGACCAGGAGACGUCCGAUUCCAUCCGGUCUCUCGUGCCCCAUUUCCUGCUGGUCGACGAGGCUCAGGAUCUUGACCAGACGCAGUUCGACGUCAUACGGUUGCUGGUCGAGCGUUAUUCGACGAGGGUGUUUGCGGUGGGCGACGUCAACCAGAACAUCUAUGCUUUCCGCGCCUCCGAUGCGACCCUCCUGGCCAAGGUCGCACGGCUGGGCACCUACCCCUGCGAGUCGUUCGAGCUCCUGAACAACUACAGGAGUACGGAAGCACUGGUAGCUUUUUGCAACGAGAUCCGCCCGGAUCGAUCCAGUCAUGCCAUGAAACACGUCAGGACUUGCGCGUCCGAGCCUCCCAGACUCGCAGUCUUCGAGAAUCGGGCGGAAGAGGUCCGUUUCGUGACGGAGAAGGUAGCCGCACAUGCCUCGAAGACGGGAGGGGACCUGGGUGACAUAGCUGUGAUAGCGAGGACGCAGCGAGAGGUGUACACGUUGGCUCACAAGCUCACGGAGCUGGGUUACGCGACGAGGAUCUACACAGGCGACUCGGAACCGACACCCGUCAAGAGGAAAGGCGACCAGUGCGAUUGGAUCACGCUGUGCACGAUGCACGGAGCGAAGGGGCUCGAGUGGCGUUCCGUGAUCGUCAUAGGUUGCACGGACAUGCUCAACCGGUGCUUGACGAAGGAAGAGCUGGAGCAAGAACGCAACCUCUUCUACGUGGCCUGUACGCGAGCCAAGGACUCCCUGCUGAUCACGAGCCCCAGCCGCUGCAUCACCCGGCUUCUGUUCCCGGCGAGCCGGACUACGUACGAACUGGUGACGGACGACGAAAAGUCCUCCACUCCCAUCUUUGGGACGUUCGGAGACACGGACGGGCAGCUGCCGCCCAACAGGUCGGUCACCAACUUCGUCCGCCACGCUUCGGGCGAAUUCUACGACCGCUCGAAGCAGCGUGGGGUCAUCCCUCGGACGUACCCCGGAGCGACCUUCGAAAGGCUCCACGCCGUGCACGGCUUCCCAGCUUCGGGCGACACCAACAUACUCUACGGUUCUGCGGUGGAAAGGGUCAUAUAUAGGCAUGUCAUGUCUGCGUGUCUGCGUCUGAGCCACUUGGAGGGGCAUCCCGUCAAGAUGACGGAUCACUUCGCGGACAAGUGCUUCCUCUGGGUAAAGGCAUUCGAAGACAAUUGGACUCUGCCGGAGCCGACCCCCGAACAGGUGGAGGGCAUGGUCCGCUCCCUGGCGGCCGAGUUCGAUGUGGACCCUACGAGGAUCGUCAUGCACUUUGACGGGAGGAGCCUUCCUGCAUUUGCAAAGAGCAGCAAGGACUCCCUGCUCCGCACGAAGCGGUUCGAGGAUACGCUGAAGCGCAUCCGGGAGAGUUACAAGGAGUACAUCGGCUUCGACCACGACACGGAGAGUAGGAGAGCGCUCCGCAAGAUCACUGACGUAGCGGUGUGCGCGCACCUGGUAUAUCCACUGGCCAGGACUUACUUCGCGUUCACCGACCUCCACCUGGGAGAUCUGUCCAAGGAUAAGAACCUAGGCCUAUUCGGUUGCACGAAGCGCUUCGUGGAGGCGAUCAUCGAAAAGCACCUGGAGUCGCACGGAGCCGUGGACAUGCUGCCAGUGGUCAUCACCCCGGACGAUAUGUACCAGUUGUUCGGGGUGGCGACCGACACGGACCUCUCCACCGAGUCGUUGCGUGGUGUGGCGGACCUCAUCGUGGGAGACUGCAUCCUCGACAUCAAGUGCAGCGCGGAGAAGAGUGGUAUCCAAGCGCCGUGGGUGCUGCAGCUUUUGACGUAUGCGGCUCUGGCGAGGUUGAAGGGGAUGGUGGUCAACAGGAUCAGCAUCUACAACCCCAUCCAAGGGUAUGUGUGGACCGCUCCGAUAGACUUGGCAGCGACAUGA